Messenger RNA from Portunus trituberculatus (swimming crab), 12800 nucleotides. RefSeq names its product mediator of RNA polymerase II transcription subunit 12-like protein. Gene Ontology annotation, biological process: regulation of transcription by RNA polymerase II. The record is from RefSeq and is a predicted model, not a curated record. Gene Ontology annotation, cellular component: mediator complex. Gene Ontology annotation, molecular function: transcription coactivator activity. NCBI's taxonomy places the organism in Eukaryota, Metazoa, Arthropoda, Malacostraca, Decapoda, Portunidae.
GGCCACACAGACACAUCGAGGGGCUGCAGAUUUUGUUCCUUUUUUAUAGAUUCUAGAAGCACAAAUUUCGUUGUUUGGUCUAAGCCUAUGACCGACCAGGAUGACGAGUUUAUACGUGAGAAAAAAGAUACCUGCUUUUGUUGGCGACUGUCAGACCAAGAAGGAAAAUUCAGUGCUAAUUGGGUGACGAUCAUUAACCACUCUACAAGAAAAUUUGUGUGAUUACCAAUACAAGAAAAAGUUAAAGUAGUCAACAUGUGGCGUGGUCCCGGCACCUGGACCAUUAAGGACGACUCUCUGUAUAACACGGGCCUGGAAAACCUCUCGGGACUUGACAGACACCCGUUAUGUACAAGCUAUUGGCAGGAACCACAGACAGCGAUACACCGCACCGAUUUCGUUCCACCCACACAGACAUACAGGCACCUGAACUACAGUCAGCAUGCUGCCUUUCCCGGACAGAUUAGCAGCUUUAAUUAUUUUCCUCAGUACCUCCCAGGGCAAUCAAAUCCUGGUACCAUCAAUGAUAAUUUCAACGUAUCCACUCCAGCUCGCAGGGUGGAGUACCGUUGGGAAGAGGCGCGCCGUCACCACAACAACUCCGCCAAGAUGAUGGCCGUGGCGUCAGCUGAGAAGCGGCCCCUCAAACGUCAAAAACUAGGACCUCCAGACGUCUAUCCACAAGAUGCCAAACAGAAAGAGGAUGAGCUGGAUGAUGUGAGUGUGAAGCAGGGGUUCACUCACCGGCCACAGAUCCAGGAUGAGUACAGCAGCGCUCAGAACACGUCCAUCACGCCGGCCAAGGUUGCAAAUUACUUUAAUGCCAUCCUCAAGAAGAAGGCAGAGUGCAACCAGCUGCCAGACACAGCCAGGAAGAAACAACAGAUUAAUAUUAAAGACAAUUUCUGGCUUGUCACGCCAAGAUCCAAGGCAGCAAUUGAAGCUUGGUUCAAGGACCUUGCCGGCUCCAAACCUUUGACCUCCCUGGCAAAAAAGGUUCCAAUCUUCAGCAAACGCGAAGACAUGUUCCUGACGCUGUGUGAGUACUCGGUGCCCAUGCUGAGGGCAACAUGGUUCAUCAAAAUGACGUCUGCUUACCAGGAGUCAAAAGUGGCUGAAUCAAAGAUCAAGAAACGACAACAGCCAGACAUUGCACAAGAGUGGACACAGACUCUGACCAGACUCCUGAGGGAACAGCUGAACAAAAUAGCGGAGAUCUACCUUGGCAACCCCUCCGCUGCCACGCCACCUGUGGGAGCACCAGCAGGGAGCAGCACACCGGGCGGCACCAUGACCUCACCAGCCUCAGUCACCAGCACCCCUUCCUCCACACCAGCCCAGCCACCGCAGUCCAGCCCACACAAUCCAGGUUUGUCAGGAUCCUCUGGUGGAAGCACACCAGCAGCUGGGACAGGACAGAACACUACAGCCGCCCAGCUGGCUCAUGUGCUGCGUAACUGGAAUUACUGCCUUCAGUUGGCUCACUUCAUGUAUCAGGAGGGGCUACUUGACCGUCAGGAACUGCUGGAGUGGGUGGUUGAUGCGUUUGUGCGUUGGCGAGGGAGUGAGCAUGACGUCGUGUUGAGGGUGGUGCUGCCCUUGCCUCUGCAGUACCUCGAUGAAAUCACUCAAUCCGAGUACCUCUCCCGUAAACUGGCUCACUACUCCGCCGUAAAACUGACCCAGCUCUGCCACGAUUCAGGUUACUCCUCUCCAAGACCUCAGUCACCUGUUAAUCCAAGCAGUAAUGGGAUCAGUGUGAGUGCCCCAGCAUCAGGCAGUAACCAGCCAGCAGGCUCCACCGUCAACCCUCUCAUGUCCACCUUCCAGGAGUUGCUGUCUUGCCACCAACACCGGCCUGUUGUUCAAGCUACCUCGUGCUUUAUCCAGGCAAUCACCCUUGACUGUCCAACUGCCAUGGUGUGGAACAAUGCUGGGGAGGGUAAAGCAUCUUCCUGGCUGACUGGCUCCCCUCUAGACCUCCUCCCCUGCCCCCCCUCAGACCUGCCCAUGCCCCCACGCUACAACAAUCAGCACAUAAGGGCACAGCUGCGUGUCAUGGAGGAACACAUUCGUCAACGAAGUCGGUCAGCAGAGAACAGGUGGUCGCUGGACAAGUAUGCCGUGAAUGUUGCUGGCUCCACCAUCAACCGGGUGUUGGGUGCGCUGGACUCUCUGGAUCGUCACUGCUUUGAUCGCGUCGACUCAAACAAUUCUCUCGACACUCUGUAUAACAAAAUAUUUGGGUCUUCAAAGGAAACAACUAAUGAGAACCCAAGCAGCAAUAGCAGCUGCAGCAGCACAGCUUACCCUGGAAACAACAGCAGUAGCAGUAGCAGCAGCAACAAUGCAGCCAACAAUAGUGAUGAAGCCAUUGUGAGGACCCUGUGUGAGUGGGCCGUGUCUGUGCAGCGCUGCGGGGAACACCGAGCUCUGGUUGUGGCUCGCCUCCUGGAGAAGAGACAGAAUAAUCUUUCCCAAGCUGAAAAUGACAUGCCAGAUGAAAAAGACUCGGUGACGUCAAACCAGAUGGUGACGCCAGGCGGCUGCACCUUCCAGGGACUGUUGUUGAAGUUUUUGGACACCAAGGACUGUUGUUGAAAAGAUUGUUGAUUUACUAUUCAUAUUGCACCUGUGUAUGAUGAGAAUGCAUUGUCUGUACGGUCUCAAGAGUUUGGUAAUUUGGUGCUGUUAUUCUCUGAGCUAAUUCGUCAAGAUGUGUUCAGUCACGACACAUACAUGUGCACCCUCAUCUCCCGGGGAGACUUGGCCACCGGCACUCCCGAUCUGAAGGCGGACUCGUCGUUUGGGGAGAAGAAAGAAGACGGCACUGAUAACAUUGACGAUGACCUUGGGAAGAUAUUACAAAAGAUUGCAGUCAACACCAGCUUGGAGGAGUCGGGCUCAGGGGGAAGAGGAGAGCUGGGAGUGGAGGGCAAGCAGCGACCACCAAGGCACCUUGUGUAUGCCCAGCACUUUCCCCUCCCUCAGGAUGACGCUUACAUGCAUGAGAUCAACCAGCGGUACGUGUUGCUUUAUGGAGUGGGCAAGGCAAGGGAUGAAGCUCGAGCUGCUGUCAAGAAACUAACAAAGGAAAUCAGCAAACUGUUCAGUAAGAAAUGCAGUAAUGACAUCGCAGAAGGCGGCAAAGUAAAGAAAUCAUCACGUGGAGAAUUUAAUUUUGAGAACAUUUUGAGUCGCUUCUGUGCCCUGUCUUACUUUGACCAGCACCACAUCACCAGCACUGUGGCCUCCCAGGUCCUUGAAAUGCUGUCAGGUUGUGGUUCCGGGAUGUCCAACUACUUGCCCACCCAUGACCACAUUGCCUUCCUUAUGGAUCUUAUGGAGGUGGCUCUCAAUGUGCACGGCCUUAUUGAACUCUGCAUCCAGAUCAUAAAGGAAGUGAAUGAGAUAGAGGCUCAGUUGGUGGAGCGAGGAUGCCUGGCUGGCUGGUACUGCCCCACGCUGCUGCUUCAUGUGGUGGGAGUGCUCAGGAAGUACCACUGCUGCCUGCUGGUGUCACAGGAGCAGACCUCGGCCAUCUUUGAAGGGUUGUGUCGGCUGGUGAAGGCCAACCCCUCAGAGUGUACCUCCCCAGAGCGAGUGGUCUUCUCCUACCUCUAUGAUCUGUACGCCUCCUGCUCCUUCCUCAAGUCGAAGCACCAUGAAAUCUUCUCCACCAUGUACCCCAAGCUGAAGCAGACACUGUACGCCAGCAUCACCCCGGCACAGGGCACUUACCGCUGGAAUUUGCAGUUUAUGGAAGAUUACAUAAAGAAUCCAAAAUUGAAAGUUGAUGCAGGGAUCCUGAAGCAGCUGACGGACCCCACCAACCGGUACAGCUUUGUGUGUAAUGCAAUCAUUGAUGCCUGUUCUCCCAACACCUCCAAUGAGAAGCUGAAUGACAUGGCUAUCCUGUGUGCAGAGCUGACAGCCUCCUGCAAUGCACUCUCGGCUGAGUGGUUAGGAGUGUUGAAUGCUCUGUGUUGCUCCUCCAAGGACAGCCCAGGAUACAUUGAUGUGCUGGGACAAGUUGGUCUGCGUGACCCUCACUCCACGCCCACCAUCCACAGCUCCCUGGCAGUGUUCACGGCAAUACUCAUCGCUCGCCACUGCUUCACUCUCCCUGAUUUCCUCAAGUGUGUUGCUUUGCCGUCUUUAAUGGAAGCAUGGAACACAGGGGAGGGCAACCCUGAUGCUGAGCCUGGUGCCCGCCUCACCUGCCACCUGCUGCUGCGCAUCUUCAAGAGUGUGGACACGCCGCAGCCAGCACAGUACUCAGCAGGUUCGUCCCAGAGUGUGCCAGCUGGAAUGUCACAGCGCAGCAUCCGUCUGAGCUGUGACCGCCACCUGCUGGCUGCCGCCCACACAGCCAUCACCCUGAGUCCUCUUCUGGCUGUCCUCAAGGCAAUGUUGAUUGUCAGUGAUGUUCUGAGUGGACAGAGCAAAAGUCAGGCUUCUAUAUCUGAUAUCCUUGGAACGUCUGACUUAGGUAGUGGCUCCAAUGAUUCAGAUAUGAUGGGGAAAGAUGCAGAGAAAGCCAGCCUGGCUGACUUUGCCCGCUAUGCCUUGAGGCAAAUCUGUUCCCAAGAGUGGGUGAGGGAACGCUGCCUCAAGAUUCCUGAGGAGCUGUGCAGCGCUGAAAACCUCCUGGACAGCGCCCUCACUCCCAGACAGGCCCAGAGACUGCUGCACCAGAUCUGCCACCCUGACUCCCCCAGCACUCACAAUGACUCCUCGCAAGACCAGCGCACCAUCAUCUCCCACAUUCUCCAGGACCUCGAUGAGUGGAGCUUACGGAUCUCUUGGCUGGACCUGCACUUGAUGUAUGAGCAGCAGCGAGGCUCACCCCAGGAGCUGAACACCUGGCUGGACAACGUGGCCCAGGCAGCCAUAGAAGUGUUCCACCUCAACCACGACCAGGACCAGUCUCCCAUGUCACACUCACUCUCCAAUCACCGGACUUGUAAGCCUCAGUCAAUAUGCCUCGUGGCUCCCCUCAUCUCCAAGCUCCCCAAGGCUGUGCAGGGCAGAGUGCUCAAGGUGGCAGGUCAAGUACUGGAGUCUGUAAACUUUGGAGCAUACUCUGGUAACUCAAAGCCGACAGAUGAUGAGACGACUACUACUGAGGGUGUGGUGACCAGCCCCCCACCUAGCCACAGCCAGCCUAGCAGUGUGAGCAGCAGCAACGGGAUGGAGAAUGUUUGUGGUGGCAGGUCUCUGGGACACUGGCCCCUGGCGUCUCACCGUCCUUUCCUACAGUUGGUGCUGAUGUGUCUGGACGGCCAGGACGACCAGCUAUCUGAACUGUUAGAGUCUUUAAGAACACAGCUCACACAGUCACUCUUCUAUCCAAAAGAGGUAUGACCACUACAUGUUAUGCAGGAAAAACCCGGAGCACUGCAAGUGACGUUCCCCGAAGACUGUCGGAGUCGGCAGCUGAUGCUGGAAGCUCUGAGUCUGAGGUUUGCACUUGUGGGAGGACUGUUUGACUUCAUCACUUCCUCUUACUCCAACUCCAUCAUCACUGAGUGGGCGCUGCUGCUUGUCAACCUCAUCACCUUUGGAGUCAUAGAUCUAACAAACAACAGUGAGCUGUUCAACACAGUGCUGGACAUGCUGGCAACACUGAUCCACUCCACCCUUAUGUCCGACGCACCAUCAGAGUCUCGAGAGGAGAACAGGAGACACUACUACAACUUGGUCAAGAAGAUCAAAAAGGACAUUGGUGAGCGAAACAACGUGUCGUUGCGACUGGUGCGUCAGCUCAUUCCUCUGCCAAAGCUGCAGGCAGAGGUGAUCACGCUGGAACCGUGGGGCUCAGUCACUGACACUAAAGGCAAUCGCCUUCAAGAAUUUGACAAGGAUAAAAAGCAUGGCCUACAAGCAGCAGAAAAGCAAAAGCUUAGUCCAUGGGAUCUCCUUGAUGGACACCGCAACCCUGCUCCGCUCUCCUGGGCGUGGUUUGGAGCCACUCGGCUGGAGCGCAAACCUCUCAAGUACGAGGAGGCUCAUCGCUUGCUGAGGUUCCACGCACACACAGUCACCAAGCCUCUGUCCUUCUACCUGGAGCCACCACCUCUCCCCCCUGAAGAUUUGGAGCCAGUGCCAGACAAGCAGCAAGUGAAGGAAGAAGUGAAGGCCCCAGACACCCCCACCUCUGACCAGUCCCCUCGAGGUGCCUCCAAACGGGGAUGCAAAAACCAGCGCACUCGCCGCCGUGCAUCUCGCCCCGUGCCCACCGUCAACAACAUGGCCAGUCCAACUAUGCAGGCCAUGACCUACCAGCCCACAGGCUUCACAGGACCUGCACCCAACCAGUGGAACACAGGAUUUGGUCAGCAGCAACCUCCACAGCAGCAGCAGCCAUUCUUCAAUCAGCAGCCCCUCCCACCAGCAAGUGGUACCAGGUUCUCCUCACCAAUGUCACACAGUCGAGUGGCCAUCCGGCAAAUGCUUGGCCAGCGUCACCCUGGUGGUCCUCCUGCCAUCAUGACAGGCCAGCCCGCCAACCCAGCCUUCACCAACAUGCCUACUGGGGCCAUGACGGGGAUGGCACGGCAGGGACCCAUUCUCAGACCAAACCUACGAGGUGGUCUGGGUGGACCCCAGCAAGGACCAAUCUAUGGCGCUGGUGGGGCCAUGCAGGCCGGCCCCAUGCCACAGGGAAUGCCAGGCCAGGGAGGCCAGAUGUACUCAGCCAUGAGUGCAGCAGGACCAGGAGGGCCCCCUGGUGGGCCAGGUGGCCCGGGCCAGGGCAGCAUGGGCCAGUAUGGUACCUAUCAACAAGGACCCAUGCCUAGUGGCCAAAUGAUGGCUCAGGGCCCUGGUGGAGGCAGUGUGCCCACAGGGCCAGGUGGCCCACCUACCACCAUGAUGGGUCAGGGAUACCAGCCUGGCUAUCAGGGCAACCCCACCAUGAUGGGCCUGCGCCAGCAACAGCCAGGUGGUGCCUACAUUGGCCAGGGCAUGAGUCCAUCACAAAUUGUUCAGCGACCACAGUACAUGCAGGGUCCCAGUGCUAACGGCAGCAUGGGCAUGAUGAGUGGAAACCAGGCAUACACUCGUCCAGGCAUGCAAGCCAUGGGGCCUGGGCAGGGCAUGGGCCCCGGUGCACAGGGCAUGGGCCCUGGUGCACAAGGUAUGGGCCCAGGUGCACAAGGCAUGGGCCCAGGUGCACAGGGCAUGGGCCCCACCAGUGCCAGUCUGAUGAGGCAGCGCAUGAUGCUGGGCGGAGGACCCACGGCGGCCACACAGGCAGGGCCGGGAGGUCCUGGCCAAGGGGGAGCCCUCUUGACACAUCUGCAGAGACCUAUGGGUUCAGUACAACAGCAGCAGCAGCAGCAACAGCAGCAACAACAGCAACAGCAGCAACAACAGCAACAGCAACAACAACAGCAACAGCAGCAGCAACAACAGCAACAGCAGCAACAACAGCAUCAACAACAGCACCAACAGCAGCAGCAACAACAACAGCAGCAGCAGCAACAACAACAGCAACAGCAACAACAACAACAGCAGCAGCAACAGCAGCAGCAGCAGCAACAACAACAGGCAUACCAGUGCACCCACCAGAUAGCAACGAGUCAAGAGAUGCUAGCUGAGAUCAUUAAGAGAUAUUAUGGAAUGCAGCACAUGUUGUAGUGUCCCCAUAUCAGAUAUUAGUAUUUUUUUUACUUGCAACAUGCCUUUCUUUAAUUCAAAUUACUCCAAUACUGAGAAGUUGUUUGACACUGAAAGAAAAUAGGUUUCAGAAUAGUAUCGUCUAGUGAUGAGCAUUUUAUUGUACAAGUCUUUUCUGCAUAAAGAACUCGCAAUCAAUCAUUAAAGAUACAUGCAUACUUUUUAAUGCCUAAAAUUUUAUUUAAAAAUAUAUCAUGAUCAUACAUUCAAAGAUAAAAUGACUAUCAAGAAAGGCUACAGAGAGGAAAUGUAAUCCAGUACUGUACAAUAUGGAUUUUGUUGAUCCUGUGUAUUAUAGGCAAAGAGUGUGUGUGUGUGUGUGUGUGUGUGUGUCAGGAAAAUUUGCUGUAUAGCAGUGAAGUAGAAAGAUUUUUUUAACUUCUAUCCAGUAAUUUUAAAAUGUGAAUCAGUCUUAGAUAUUAAAGUUUCAAGGACAUAACUGAAACAGAUGAUUUCCCUGCUUGAAUACCAGGGACAUUGGAAAUAUUUGUUUAAUGUGGGAGAAUCAAGCUUAUCAGUUAAUGGUUCCCUGGUUGAGUUACCGAUGGCUCCCUAGGUUUUCACCAGUGAUGGCUCUUCUUUCAGUGGUUACAUACUAGCAAGUUCAUCAGCCUCAAUGCCAAGAUGAUUGGUUCCUGCCAGCCACCUCCAGGCAAGAGGCACUGAUGGCAAAGGAAACACUCCUAGAUUUAUGUAAAGCUCUCAACACCACCAUUAGUUGGAAGAAGCCCAAUCUAGAACCCAGACAGUGCACAACUUUCCUAUGAAUGAAAAUGUGCUCAGCAACCUUGAAAGUUUUCCUGACUUGACAUAUAACCUCCAACUAUCUGAAGCAACAGAAACCUUCACAAGUUUUGCCCUCUGGCUUAAUUGGUUAAUUCUGCUUGAGCAUCUUUCCUCCCUGUCACACCUUUCCAGGCUACAGUCUCCAGUGUCAGCUGUUCAGCUACUGGGACAGGACUACAGACAGGCCUCAAGUGAUAAUGUCUUGCCUAAAGAAGGCAGGGAGUACAAAGUUAGCCACCCUAAACACUGUUGUAAGACACUGCAGUGGCUGAAAGUGAACUCGGUUACUCUCCUUAUCCAGUUCAUCUGGGGAGAAUGCAGUAUAUUGACAGGCUUCAACAAGAAAGCCUUAGUCAUUUCUCUGGAAUGGAUGUUCCAUCACCAGGUGUGUGACAAUUUGUAGAAACUUUGGUGUCAUCCUCCACUGGAUCUGUUUGCCAACUAUAUGAACUCAACAUUUUUCACUUUCAUUUCACUGUUUCACAUUCCAGUGGUAGUGGUGAUGUAUGCUUUUCGCCCUGGCACCAUAUGGAGCUCUACAUCCUUCUUCCCUUCUAUGUUGUCAGAAAAAUUAUAAACAAGUUCUACCAUUCUUAGGGAUCAAGCUCAUCCUGGUUGUACCCUUUGGUCUCAAGAGAACGAUUCUGAUCCUUCAGCAAUCCAUGCAAACUCCCAUUGUGGCAGGAUCUUCUUCACCUCUGCUUCCACAUUGUUCACUCAGUGCAGCUAGUGAGGUGGAGACUAUCAAGCAACUCCUCUGAUUUCAGGACUAUUUCCAAAGAGUGUUGAAGACCUCAGUCAUUAAGCAUUGUAAGGCCACGCUUAAUAGCUUGUUUGUACUGAAAGGCUUAACACAACAGAUGACCCAGUAAUGAAGAAUCUAAUCAAGGCCUUUGAGAUUCAGGUUCCCAGGAGGGUAGUGAGGCAGAGUCCCAUCUUGGAAUCUUGAUGUGGUUCUGAAAGCCCUGUCACUAUUCCCCUUCAAACCUUUCUGAAAUCUCAUCCACUGUUAUUGAACUGCAAAACAGGUUAGUGGAACAGGCACACAUCUACAGCCUAACCAUCCAUACACCACCUCAUUAGAAGCCUGUAUACAUGUGAGUAUCAAAAUGCUGAUGUUCCCCAUUACCAAUCCAAGUUUCUUCCUCAGGUGCUCCCACCUUUUAACCUCUUCAGUACUAGAAAAUUUCAUUCACACUAGGAAGGGUCUAUGAAGAUCCAAAGAUUACUGGCUAUUCUUCACUAUUUUAAUCCCAACAGGAGUUUCUGAAGCUGUAUAAAGUCACAAAAUAGUAAGCAGAAUGGAUAUUAAAAUGCAUCAUAGCACUGAAGGGGUUAAUGUGGGGAAUCACUUUCUUAUUCAUAUAGAGCAGGUGGUACAAUAGACCAUUUUUGAAGUCUAAAAGGUUUUCACACGCUUGCUUCACGUGGCCACCCCACCUUCACCUUUCCUCUGCAUGUAACUGUCACUGUCAAAGGAAUGAGUAAUGGUGGUUGUGGUGGAGGGAUUUGAGCAUUCAUUUUGUAUAACAGGUCCACUUCACCUCCACAUAUUAUAUUAAGAGGAGAUAGUUGAUUUUGUCUGUGGUCAGGGAAUGAGCUUUUCACUCUAUCAUUAAGAUCUUAGUCAUGUGAACCAGGCAAGUGACCAAAACUUUUGUAUUGAAUUGAUUUUUAUCUCGCUAGAAUAUAAACUUUGCUUACUAAAAAAAAAAAAUAUUGGUCACCCUUCAUAUUGAUAUACAUUUUUUUAUUUCAAUUUUUUUUUUUUUUUUUUUUAUGUAGGAUAGAGCGCCAGCCAAGAGCAAAAAAAAUAUUACAAAAAAAGGCCCACUUGAAGAAUACAUAUGCUAUCCACUGAGCUGCCAAGAAUAAUCAGUAUAAUAAUGACAAUCUCAAAUCAAUACCCCUAAAUGAUAAAAUGGAAUUGGUAGCAGGUAUUUGUGUGUGAAAAAUCUAUAGCCUUAAUUAACAAUGUGGAAGGGGAUUGGUUAUUUAAAGCUACCAUGUAUCAAGAACGUAACAUGAAUCGUAUUACUUCCAAAGGCUUCCUGGAAUCUUUUUACAUGUUAUAUCUCACCAGACCAAGGCACCACUCACUUGUAUAACUGAACUCAACAAGUGGGAAGGUAAACCAUAUGUAUUUGUUUCAGUGCUUGGACAUUAUUCAAAAUUUAUUGUCUUUAGGUCCCAUUAGAUCAUUUUAUUUAUUUAUAUUUUUUCGCUUUCCAUAAUCUAAAGGCUAAUAAAACCUGUCUCCAUUUAUACAUAUUAUAAAAAUCCCAAGAAGGCUGGGAUUUUCCUGAAGCACUGAAUGGUGUACAUAAAAUUGUUUAAAAUUGUAUCAUUUUUAAUAUUACAAUAUAAUGUUCAACUAUUUUCACUACAGGAACAUGGAUAACUUUGUGGGCAGAUUGUGUUUGCAGAAAAGGGGAAGUGGUGGUCAGCAAUCAGACAGUGACCUCAGCAACCCAAGGUCAAAUCCCACUAAAAGCUGGCCGUUCCUCAAUCCACUGUCAAACUGUUGAACAGUAUCCAAAAGCUACAGCUCAGCCCUGUCUUCAUCACCAAGAGCCACUUUAACCUGCUUGCCCUGCCACAGGGAGCUGCCCACUAUCUAAGCCUCCAUAAAGCAGGAGGGAUGACUCCAUCUAGAUCAAGACUCCAAGUAGUACAAGAGUUGCAACAGAAUUUCCAGCCAGUGCAGUGUGUCACCAACAUUAUAUAUAUAACUGUGGAUAAAAAUAUAAAAGAUAACUACAUAGAUAAAAAUACAAAUCCAAACCUCAUGUAUACAAGAAUUUUGUCACAAACACGACAUGCAAUUUGGCCAUCAAAUGCAAUCUUGCAUAUUAAACUUUGACAUAUUAGUAAAAACUAAUAUUUUGGAGAAUGAUCCAUAGUUCCAGGGGUGCAGUCACCCCGGGACACAUGGCAUGUAUACGAUGUGUGUCCGCAUUCCCUACACGUCAUGAAACCUGACAUAAAGGGACACUAACAAGAAGCAAGGCACCCACUGCUCUACAUGAUGGUGAUGGCAUGAUAUGGGGCAGCAAGGCAUCCAGGUCUCCUUCAGUCCUUGUGCAGACAUUGUUUUAGCUGCUCAUAUAAAGAAUAGCUGGGUUCAUUUGAUUGCACCAACAAUUAACAUAAAUAAGCACAAGUUACAGAUUAAAACCGAUUCCAAUCUUUAAUUUGGAUGUGUUAGAAGUUGCACCAUGGCAAGAUUUCCAACCCCCAGGCACACUGCCACUGACCACUGAGGAGAUGGAGAGAAUAAAGAAACAAGCUGAGACAAAAACAGUUGUUCAGUAUAUUCAUACAAUUUCACACAUCAAGGAAAGGUUCACUGACUCGGGAAAAGUUAUCUACAGCCUUGUCAGUUCAGUUACAUAAAUGCAUUUGUGAAAAUAUACCCUCAGAUACAAGGAAAUUAAUCAUUGUGUGUAGUAUAUUAUCAAUACCUUGUUUUUAAAAUAUCAAGAAGCUUAAAACAUGCACAAAUAAGAGCCACUCUUUAAAUAUAGGUAAAAAACAGCAGCCUCUUGAGCUGAGGUCUCAUCCCAAACAGAAUCAAACUGUGUUAUGCACUGUAUCAUGACUACUUCUCACUGCAAUUUCCUUCUUUGUUCUUAGACAAGCUGCACCAAGUGAAACAUGUUAAUGCAUUGUCAACAAAGGCAUAACUGACAUCAGCUGGAUGUUCCCCAUAACACAGACCAUAAACUUCCGAGGAAAGACUGUUUGUUGGUCACUUUGAUGUAAGUAACUAUCCACACAGUCAUCAAACCACUCCUUGAUGUGUUGACUGGUAUGGCACAAACAUCAUUCUAUUAAACAAUUCUUUAUAAUUAUUGUAAAAUCUGUUAAAUUUCUAUAAAGUAUUUCCAUAUAUCUGGAUCCAAUCUCCAUAUAUUACUUCCCCUUUCCCAUACAAAGGGGAAGCACUCUACACCAUCAGUGCACACUGGCACAGUCCACUCUAUACUGCAUAUCAGUUGUUGUAAUCAACAAACAAAUUCAACAGUCCAGCAUAACAGAAUACUGUAGCUACAUGCACCAAGAUCACUAACAAUACUCAAACUCAUAACUUAAAUAGUAAAAUGUUACACUAAAUUGUAAAAUGUUACACUAUCAAAAUAUGGAAAUGCUUAGCCAUGGAAUUCAUGUAAAUAAUGACUAUCUUCCAUAAUUCAGGACUGGGAUCAGACAUAAUCACAUUGUGUGUGUACAGGACGUACCUCAUCCUUUACCUGUGUACUUAGCUAUGUAUACCUGUACAAAAACACCAGAUCUUUUCAUUCCGAUAAAUACAGCUUCACUGAUGACUA